Molecule: messenger RNA, 1220 nt
Organism: Thalassophryne amazonica
Lineage: Eukaryota; Metazoa; Chordata; Actinopteri; Batrachoidiformes; Batrachoididae
Product: receptor expression-enhancing protein 6-like
Exons: 5
Coding region: 178-732 (184 amino acids)
Source: RefSeq, a predicted model, not a curated record
AACCCGUUAGAGUGAUCCACGGCAGCCAUCCGGGGCAAAGUUCUGGCCAAAUGAUCGAACCAAAAUCUAUUGAACGAUUAGCUAUACUUUUGUAAACCCGUCAGGCGUCGUCUUGUAAGACAUUUCUUUUCUUUUCUGUGUGCUCUGGGUCAGUUAUAGACUCAGGAAAGUCCAAAAAUGAGUCUUUUUAAAGGGCGCUUCGUGGCUCUGCUCUAUGAGAAGAACUGUGUGACUGAUCAGAUGGCGGCGCUCGAACAAAAAACGGGAGUGAAGAGAGAAUAUAUCGCUUUUGGUAUUUUAAGUUUGAUGGGACUCUAUCUGCUGUUUGGAUAUGGGGCCUCUCUUCUCUGCAACCUGAUUGGUUUCAUCUACCCGGCAUUUUUCUCCAUCAAGGCCAUUGAGAGCAAAGCUAAGGAGGAUGACACACAGUGGCUGACCUACUGGGUCGUCUAUGGGUUCUUCAGCAUCAUAGAGGCUUUCGCUGACAUCUUUCUUUUCUGGUUCCCUUUUUACUAUGCUGGCAAGUGCGUCUUCCUCUUAUGGUGCAUGGCUCCAGUGACUUGGAACGGUUCUAACAUCUUGUACAGGAAGGUGAUCCGGCCAUUUUUCCUCAAACACGAGGCCGCUAUGGACGGCAUGGUCAGCGAUCUGACUGCCAGGGCUAAGAGCCUAACGGAAACCGUCACCAAGGAGGCUGUGAACCAUGCCCUCAGCCACGAGAAGGACCAGUGACAGACAUGUGAAGGCUUUGUGUGUGUGUGUGUGAUUGUAGGCACAGGCUACAAGUCAGCAACUUUGUGUUUGUUAGAUCAUUGGGGGAGUAACCCCAAUGAUCAAUACCCCCUGUGACUUUUCAUUGGUACUGCCAAGAUGAUAAGUGGCACUGUGACCUUUUUAUGUGAUCUUAUGUUGUGUUGAUGUAUAAAAAAGUAAUUACCUGCCUGCAGGUUGUCUGGGACUCUGAUGUAGGCUUCAUCAUUCUGUCUGAGCCAGCUGUGACAGACAAUUAACACUUAAAAACACUGUGAAAGCAUGAACACCGAUCCAGUUAUGAUUAUUAUUAUUAUUUUUAUUGUCUUCUUGAUCUUAAAAAGCCUUAUUCUGUCAAACCAUAUUUAAGGUACGUUGUACUGGUGGGAAGAGUCUCACUCUAAACUGGAAAAAAACAAAAAAAAUUCUGCUUUUACAUUAUUGUCAAAACUGGAAUAGUGAUGAACUGA